CAAACAAGUGGAGCGUCGCCCCGACCUGCGACCCCGUUAUCAAGGGAACGACGUCUGGGUGCCAGUCUGUUGAGAAUAUUGUGCUGUGUAUAGUGUAUCAUGGGUGCUGCGCUGUGGCUCGUGCUGGUGGCCUGCUUCAGGCUCGCUGCAUUUGCUGAAUCUGAGCCGUCCUGCGUGAUCGAGUUGGAUUGUCGCGAAUGUAUCCCGGACCACAUGCCGCUGGUGACGUCACACCGCGCACGCGACGCGCGCGUGUCCGCCUCGCUCGGCGAGGAGCUGCGGCUCGCGUGCGGCCGCGGGACGUUGCUAGCUUAUCCUGGCAGGAGCGAAGUGCGGGUGGUGUGCGAGGGCGGCAGGUUCCGGGUGAGGGAGGACGGCAGAUUGCGCCAUCUGCUGGAGCUGGGAUGUCAGGAAGAUGUGUUUGAAGAUGUGCUGCAUGACGUGGAGCACUGCAGGCCGCCGCUGCAGGGGCGCGCGUACCUGGCGGGCGCGCGACACCUGGCCGCCGUCUGCUUCGACGCGGACGCUGCAGCGCCGCGCCGCGCGCUGCUGGCGCCCGACCUGGCGCUGCCGCCGCACGCCGACCGCCUCGCGCCGCUCACCGUCCUCGGGAACUUCAACCAUAUGUUUGACAGCACCACUAGGAAAGACGCAGAAGCGUUAUUCCACGACGACGCGAGCGCCAACAGAAGGCUCAAGGAGUUGUUGAAGCACGACGAUGUGACGUUGGGCGAACAGACGGUGACGGCCGCGAAGCUGCUGGGACCGCAUUACUUCGAGGAUCAGAACGCGAGGGUUACGGAUUUCGUGUCUAAUAAGGUGGUGACCUGGCGAAGCGUGGCGCACGGUAACUGGCGCCACCUGCAGCGUGACGUGGCGCGAGCGCUGCGCGCGGGCCCGCGGCGCGUGUGGGCGGGCACGCGCGGCGUGGCGGCGCUGCGCGGCGCGCGCGCGCGCGUGCCCGUGGAGCUGCGCGCCGGCGGCCGGUUCCCCGCCCCCAAAUAUCUGUGGACGGUCGUCCUGGACACGCAAUCGAGGACUGGAGUCGCUUUAGUAGUGCUCAACGAUCCGUUUGUGGCCGUUAGCGAAAUCAAGGACGCCGUGUUCUGCGAGAGUAUAUGUUCGAGCAUCUCCUGGCUGCGAGAAUUACGUCGUAAUCGCAACUACGAGACUCCCGUGCUCGGCCUUACGUUUUGCUGCAGUCUGCAGAACUUCACCGAUAUCGUCGAAGAAAUGCCUAAGAAUAUCGUCCCACAUUUGGAUCAGUAUACUGUGUUGACGGAUUUGAAUUUACAAGAGAAUGAUACGCUAAAGAACGGUGUUUAAAAGAGUUUAUUAAAAAAUAUUAUAAUUAUAGAA
Plodia interpunctella (Indianmeal moth) is the source of this 1359-nucleotide messenger RNA. RefSeq lists its product as uncharacterized. Bases 100 to 1326 code for a protein of 408 amino acids. Lineage: Eukaryota; Metazoa; Arthropoda; Insecta; Lepidoptera; Pyralidae. The record is from RefSeq and is a predicted model, not a curated record. The transcript is spliced from 5 exons.